Molecule: messenger RNA, 577 nt
Organism: Dentiscutata heterogama
Lineage: Eukaryota; Fungi; Glomeromycota; Glomeromycetes; Diversisporales; Gigasporaceae
Source: the annotation of a GenBank genome assembly
ACUCUGAAACAGUAUGAUCUGAACAAUGAGGAUGAAGAAUCUCAGAAUUCUACCAAAAUUUUUAUUAAAGAUUAUUGGGGUAUUGAAGAGUCAGGAAUAUUAUGUAUUACGGGUAGAGUUUUAGUGACUCCACCUUCUUUUCAAGGAAAGAGGAUAAAAUAUUCCAUAGUUGAAUAUGAACCAUUAUUGGAUUCAUGUAAUAUGAUAAGUGAUGACUGGGUUAGAAUUGCUACUGAUAUUGAACUAAAUUAUCAAUCAUUUGAUGCUUUUAUAAUUUUACACGGAACUGAUACUAUGGCUUAUACUGCUAGUGCACUUAGUUUUCUAUUGGAGAAUUUGGGAAAGACUGUAAUUUUGACUGGUUCUCAGGUUCCGAUAUCUGAAGUUCGAAAUGAUGCUGUCGAGAAUUUACUCGGUGCACUUACGAUUGCCGGUCAUUACGUAAUCCCCGAGGUUUGUUUAUUCUUCAACAACAAACUAUUUCGUGGUAACAGAGCCGUCAAAAUGAACGCUGUAGAAUUUAAUGCAUUUGACUCUCCAAAUUUGUCACCAUUGGCUACAGUUGGAAUAAAUAUUC